Rotaria sp. Silwood1 is the source of this 1395-nucleotide messenger RNA. The record is from the annotation of a GenBank genome assembly. Lineage: Eukaryota; Metazoa; Rotifera; Eurotatoria; Philodinida; Philodinidae.
AUGCCUGAACAAGCAUCCAGUAGUGAAUCAACGAAAUCGGUCACACCACCACCGAUUGAUAAUACUAAUUCAAAAAAAUUUGUAUUGUUACCAGCGGCUCCUUCACAUUCUCCACUGAAAAUUACGCGAAUGAUGAUCGGAGAUACAUUAACACAAUUCAAAAUGGCUCCCGAAUAUUUUGUACCCGAUGAUCAAGAAUCGGUAUCGAAGGACAUUAUCUAUCAAGACGGCAAUGUCGAUGAACAAUCAUACAUUACCGUGGCACGUUAUCGAACAAUGAUGGGCGAACCAACCGAUUUUAAAAAUAAACCACUUCAAUUAGGUGCUAAUUCAGUAGAAACGCUCAUAUUAGCACUUGACAAAUUUUCUCAACAUUUUGAUGGUGAAUUAAAUUUUUCCAAAAACGAUAUACCAUUUCAAUAUAGUUCACAACGUGCUGUUUGUGGUAUGGCCGAUUUUGGUAGUAUCCUAAUACUUCUUGCUGAUAUCAUACCGACGGCUAAAUUCGAAUUUCAAAUGAAAAAUUUUGAUUAUGAUGAAUUGGCACAAUCGCGUGAUGCGAUGGAAAAAUUUGCACUAGAUUUUUGUGCAGCAAUAUGCGGAAUACUGCAAUGUGAACCGGAUUAUAUUCGACUGUUUUCCAUCGAGAAAUCCAAAGAUGAACUCAAAAUGCUUAAUCUGACAUUUGGGUUAACAACACCGGUUCUAGACGAAACAGAAAAAUUGGCUAAAAAUUUACAGAUUCAAGCUCAAUCUGGUUUUACGGAUAACGAUAUUCUAAAAGAUGUCAAACAAUGUGAAUACGAAUGUAAAUGGAAGACGAUUAUAGAGUAUUUCAAUAUACAAAAACCUGAUCUCGAUCCUCGAUACAACUUUGACUACAGAAAACCCGGCGUAUCGAAACAAGAGAGUCGUGGUAAUGAACCGUACUAUUUACCAAUCGGUUGGUAUCGUCAUGGACUCAAGGUGGAUAAUAAAUAUGCAGGUGAUAUUGCUUGGCUUGGUCGUGUCAAUGCUGAAGGUGAGUGGCCGGUUGCUUUUCACGGUACAAAUAAAAACGCAGUUCUGGGGAUUACGCAAGAAGGUCUACUAGCCAGCAAAUCUGCACGAGAUAUAAUGAAAGAUGAAGCCAUCAAACAAAUGGGUGAAGAGGCAGAUCGUCCAGGAAUCUAUCUAGCAACACAUUGCAAUGAUGGAGCCGACAAAUAUGCUGAUUCAUUUACAUUUCCAAUACGAACUGAAGAGAGUGCAACAUUUCAGGUCGUUUUUCAGUGUCGUGUGCAACCCCGCAAGUUCACAAGGCAUACAGGAGUGGUCACUACCGGUGAAGCUUGGCGUUUUGUUGAUGAAAGCGCGAUUCGGCCUUAUGGCAUUUUACUGAAGGAAAUUGUCUAA